Molecule: messenger RNA, 2644 nt
Organism: Gryllus bimaculatus (two-spotted cricket)
Lineage: Eukaryota; Metazoa; Arthropoda; Insecta; Orthoptera; Gryllidae
Source: the annotation of a GenBank genome assembly
ACAAAUCGAGAGCUACCGCCGACGGUCGCGUGUGCAUAGCAAGUAGGCAGAGGAGACGCGAAGGACAAGAAGACUCCGCCACUCGCCGUCUACAAGCAUCGCCCCAGCCGCCCCAGCCGCGGCCCUUCGACAGAUACACACACAGUUCACGUACGGAUUACAUCUGGCGUUCGCUCGGCGCCGGCCGUGACAAGCACCAGCAGCAACUUUGACGUUUCGGGUUUUUUUGCUCUUUACCACCACCCACACCCGCAAUGGACAGCGCCGAGUUCCGCGUGAAGGGCAAGGAGAUGGUGGACUACAUCUGCGACUACCUGGACGGGCUGGGCUCGCGCCGCGUCACGCCCAACGUGGAGCCGGGCUACCUGCGCCGCCUGCUGCCCGGGGAGGCGCCACAGCAGCCCGAGGAGUGGGACUCCAUCAUGCGCGACGUGGACGACAAGAUCAUGCCCGGCGUCACCCACUGGCAGCACCCGCGCUUCAACGCCUACUUCCCCUCCGGCAACUCCUUCCCCUCCAUCCUCGGGGACAUGCUGUCCGACGCCAUUGGUUGCAUCGGAUUCUCAUGGGCUGCCAGUCCCGCAUGCAGCGAGCUGGAGAACAUCGUCAUGGACUGGUUCGGCAGAGCCAUCGGCCUUCCUGAAGAGUUUCUGAGCAGCGGCAAGAACAGCAAAGGCGGCGGAGCUAUUGAAGCGUCCGCGAGCGACUGCAUCCUCGUGUCCAUGCUGGCCGCUCGGGCCCAGGUGAUCCGCUACCUCAAAGAGGACCAACCCGACGUGGAGGACAGCGUCUUCCUGCCGAAACUGGUCGCGUACUGCUCUCGAGAGGCGCACUCGUGCGUGGAGAAGGCUGCCAUGAUCUGCAUGGUGAAGCUGCGCGUUCUCGACCCCGACGACAAGUGCAGCCUGCGAGGCGCCACCCUCAGAAAGGCGAUGGAGGAAGACGAAGCGGAGGGCUUGGUGCCCUUCUUCGUGUCGUGCACCCUCGGCUCCACCGGCAGCUGCUCCUUCGACAACCUGGUGGAGGUGGGGCCCGUGUGCCGCUCCUUCCCCUGCGUGUGGAUGCACGUGGACGGCGCGUACGGCGGCAACGCCUUCAUCUGCCCCGAGCUGCGGCCGCUCAUGGCCGGCAUCCACUUCGCCGACUCCUUCAACACCAACCCCAACAAGUGGCUGCUGGUGAGCUUCGACUGCUCGUGCCUGUGGGUGCGCGACCGCAUCCGCCUCACGUCGGCGCUGGUGGUGGACCCGCUGUACCUGCAGCACGACCACUCCGACGAGGCCAUCGACUACCGCCACUGGGGCAUCCAGCUCAGCCGUCGCUUCCGCUCGCUUAAGCUGUGGUUCGUCAUCCGGCGCUACGGCAUCACCGGCCUGCAGGCGUACAUCCGCAAUCACAUUCGUCUGGCCAAGGCCUUCGAGGAACUCGUCCGCAAAGACGACAGAUUCGAAGUGCACAACGACGUGAGAUUGGGAUUGGUGUGCUUUAGACUGAAAGGCACCGACCGUAUAAAUCAAGACUUGCUCGCUUCCAUCAACGGUUCCGGUAAACUGCAUAUGAUUCCGUCGCUUGUUCGAGGCAAAUACAUCAUCAGAUACUGCGUCGUGGCUGAGCAUGCUUCUGACGCUGAUAUCGAUCACGCGUGGGAGGUGAUCCAGAAGCACGCGACGGAGCUGCUGGAGCCGUCGGUGGAGAAGGACGUGCCUGUGCCCGUCAAAGCCGCGCCCGUCAUCCCGACGAAGCCCGACCCCUCGCAGCGCCGCCUGUCGCGGCGCCUCAGCUUCACCCGCAGCGUGUCCCGCGAGGUCUUCAAGCGCUCCAUGUCGCGCUCCAGCCUGCACGACGGCGCCACGCCCAUCAUCGUGCCCGACGACGAGGACAACAUCAACAGCGACCUCGAGGAGGACGUCUUCAGCACCAGCUGCACCAUCGAGGACGACCGCCUCGCCAUCGUCGAGGAGAAGGAGUGAACGCCGCCAGGCGCUCCCCGACCGCAUUUACUCAUCCUUUAUUUAUUGUUUCAUUGUUCAUCGUGGACGUAAAGUAUUGUUGCAUCGUAUUUUUUUUAUCAUGUUGACUCUUUUAUAGUGUACGGUACGAGAGAGAACACAAGACGAAAUUUUUCACUAUGACUGCAUUGUUUAGUAAAUUUCUCUUCUGGGACUGCGAUGAGAAAAUGUUGAAAUACAUUGCAUCCCUGGUGGUGCUUACUUUGCAAUCCAAAAAACAUUUGUACAUAGAAUAUUUUAUACCUAACGUAAUUAUUUCCUCUUACUGUUCUCUGAAUGUGUUCUCUCUGCAUUUAUAAGACUGAAGUUUUGUAGUAAUGUUAGUGUUUUCCAUGAACUUAAGACAUUAUUUUGCGUAGGACAAAUGGUUUUAUAUUAUGGUUUCUCAACAGUAUUAAAUUUUUAUUAAGAGGGUGUUCCUCAAACUUGUCUUGCUUGUAUAACUACUUCUAUAAUGUAUGUGAUGGACCUAGGAUUCGCAUUCCACUACUGAAAUAGUGAAUCUCUUAAUGAAGUUUGUUGAUAAUCAAUCUUAUUUCUAAUAUGAAAGUUGCAACUACAAGUGCAAAUUUUGUAAAUAGUCUGACUUUAUAUAUGAUAAAAGAAAGCUCUUCAAUUUUUAAUAAAAAUUAAAA